Messenger RNA from Carassius auratus (goldfish), 5175 nucleotides. Its product is annotated as voltage-dependent calcium channel gamma-6 subunit-like. NCBI's taxonomy places the organism in Eukaryota, Metazoa, Chordata, Actinopteri, Cypriniformes, Cyprinidae. The record is from RefSeq and is a predicted model, not a curated record. Gene Ontology annotation, biological process: regulation of calcium ion transmembrane transport via high voltage-gated calcium channel; calcium ion transmembrane transport. Gene Ontology annotation, cellular component: L-type voltage-gated calcium channel complex; membrane. Gene Ontology annotation, molecular function: voltage-gated calcium channel activity; calcium channel regulator activity. The transcript is spliced from 5 exons. The coding region runs from base 1905 to 2699 and encodes 264 amino acids.
GGGUGGUAUAUGUUUGUGUUUUUUUCCUGAUAUAAAUAUAUAAAAAAAGAAACGGGACAUGAUAUCAUAAAUAUGUUGAUUGCUGAUAUUCACGCGUUUCUAUAAAUUGACUAGAAAUUAUGAAAUGCAGAGAAAUAGAGAUUGAAGAUUUUAAUGUGCUUCACAAAACCAGUAGAUUAAACUAAAUAAAGUCCACUGUUAAGACUGGGAAAAAUAGUUCUUUAUCGGGUGGCUAAUUUUAAUAGAAUAUAAUAAAACGACAUUUAGCUGCUUGGCAAAAGUACAUGGAUAUAAUUUAAUUAUCUUUAUUAUGUAGAAAUCAAAUUGUAUUGCUCAAUUGUAUUACAAGUAUCUGAUUCUAAGGCCUAACUACAGUCUACCUGAUGCAUGUCGUGCAAAAAAUAUUUACACAAGAGGAGCUCAAAAGUAAGGAUUUUUUCUGGUCCAGUCUGACCAGUAAUUCUCUUUAGACGUUUCUACAACUUGACAUUAUUUUUCACAAUUUGCACCUGGAAAUUAAUCUGCUACAAUGGAAGGCAAAACAUUACAUGCUUUUGCUGGAAAACAAAGGCAUAUGGUGCAAAACGUACUCAAGUUUUCAGUUUUUGCAAAUUUGACACCACCUAUGUUAGCCUGCUAGAUAACAUUAUCAUGGCGACAGAUUAGCAGUUUGCAGCAGUGUAGGAAGUGACAUCGAUGGUGUCAAGUCUUUGAAAGAGGUUAAUGCAUUUAGCUAGUAAAUGAUAUCCUGAAGUAUGCUGCUUUGAUAUUUUUCUUUGUUAAAGUUCAAUGAAAUAGUUCUUAGAACUUCGGAGAGACAGAAAUUCUUAUCAUAAAGACAACAAAUGUUUUCUAAUUAUUUAUGGAACGGCUGUGAUUGAACUAAUACUACUGGAUGGAUAGGCAAGUGUUUUGUUGGUUAAUUAGUGACCGUCUUUUUGGCUUUAUUAUUUUUCACCUUCUGAUCAUGCCCCAAUAUGUCUUACAGCCAGCCCUCUAUCCUUCUUAAUUUUAUAUCCUUUUUCUGAUUUAAUGCCAUCUGUAAUUUUCUAAGCUGCUCAAUCAGCUGCUUUCUCUCGCCUUAUAAACAGUCCUCUCUCUUUUCUGUCUUUGCAACUGUAACUCCCACACGCGCUCUUAAUGUCAUUAACAGGUGCUUGUCCAAAAUAGAACCCUUGCCCAUAUACAAACACAAACAUCCGUCGAUCAGCUGACUUUCCCUCGACUGACUUUCCCAGACAUGCAAAACUCACACUGAUAUACACUGAAAAAUAUCAAAUGUGUCCAUGAGUAGAUAAAUACUCUUGCAUGAACCAUAUACUUGGGUGACUGAGCAGUCAAACACGGUCUCUACAACUUGAUUUCAUGAGCCCCAGUCUCAGUUUUCUCCACCCUUCUUUCUUUCUCUCUCUCUCGCUCUCUUUACAUCCCUCCUUCUCCUCCUCUCUCAGCUGAGUUUCAUGUAUGUAGUCAUCAGAUCUGCACCCACACAGAACAGAUUCUUCAAAAAGAGGAAUGCAUCAUCUUUUCACAGCUCUAUAAGGCCGAUAUCCAGUGUCUGUCAUCAAGUCUUUCUUUUCAUCUACCCAUUAUUCCUGUCUAGUUUAUCAAACCUUCUUGUGUUUUGUAGACAUCAGUUAAUUCCCACUCUACACUCUUCAGAAAUGACCCCCUGUUGCCUGAAUUUCUUGCACGCUGGAUUCUUUUUCAAUCACAGAACUUUGUAAUAACUUCCUGUUCUUUUUUUGAGCCUUCUUAUUAAUAUACUUCUCUGCGUGUUUAUUAUCUAUCCAUCUAACUCAAGACUCUAGUCUCCUGUUUUUUGCUUUAGUUAUUUGUUUGUCCCCUUUCGUGACUUUACCUCUGGGAAUUUCCUCCUCUCAUCUUCAAGUAUUGUGGUUGCCAUGUGGUCCAACUAUUUUUUGCAAAAGGAAGAUGACGGGAGAGUAGGUGCGGCGGCUCUGGGUGGAGUUGGCAGUAAGAGCGGGCGUCAAGGUAAACGGCCGAGGCCCCCUCGAAUGAGUGACAGCCAAGAGGGCAAGAUCAAGCUGGCAUUUUUUGUCGCCCUCAUAGGCGUGACACUGACGGUACUUGGCAUGGGUACAGAGUUCUGGGUGGAGUUAUCCCAGCCAAAACACUCCAGGAACAACCAGACAUGUGAGAUGGCACAUUACGGCCUUUGGAAAUUAUGCGUUCGCACGCUAUGGGUGUCAGAUAUUGACCCGGAGAGAGAGAGUUGUGGACCUGCAGAGCUACCUGGAGAAUCAAACUGCACGUACUUUAAAGUCUACACUUCUGGAGAGAAUGCUGUCAUAUUUAAGAAAACGACAGAAAAAGGUUUGCAUAUAGCAGGUGCAAUGUUGGCUUUGUUCAGUUUGUUUCUGAUGAUCAUGGGCUCUGUGUGUAUCACUAUGUCCCUCAGUAAGAGCGUGCCCUUCUUCCUCAAGCCUGCUACUAUCUGCUUCAUCUUCUCAGGUAUCCUGGUCUUCUUGUCCAUCAUAGUUUUCCACCAGUCUGUGCUGGCGUUAUUGGCAAGCGAUCACAGUUUCCCUCUCCAUCACGAGUUGUCCUGGUCAGUGGCAUGUCUUGGCUCGGCUGGGGCCAUUCUCAUUUUUGGAGGGCUUAUUUUCCUGUUGCUUUCCCUCCCCAACAACCCCCUGGAGAAAUGUUUUGGUCAGCAGAGCAGUAGUGAUGCCUAGCUGUCAGGGGGACUGCCCAUGAGUUGAGCAGCACAAGAUCUUUUAUACUCUUAUGCUGUUUGUGGAGAUUGACUGAUGUUAUAAAGGACUCUCAAAAAUGCUAAUGUUCAUAAUGUUUUGCAGUAACUAGCAUUAGUUUGCUUAUCAAUAAGAUUAUAGACCUUAAUGCUCAUACACCGACUCUGAAAUUUGAACUGAUAUUUCUAUGAUGGUUAUGUACAUAAAAUCAGCGACCAACAGAUCUGUUUACUGUCUUUAAAGGCUUCAUUUACACAACAUGUUGUGCUGUUAUGCAUUCUCCCUGUGCAGUGGUAGAAGAAACCUUAUUUGAUUACUAGGCAUAUAAUACUGGCUUAUCAAGUAUCUGUGGGUUAAAAGUGUACUUUUGUUUUUAUGGAAAAAUAUGCCAUCCUUUCAAUGCUAAAGGCCUGUUCACACCAAGUGUCAUAAGUGUCAGAUAACAUUCUGUUUAUUAAAAGAGCACAUACGCUUUUGUCAUACGCCGGCUUAAAUGCUUGAGCUCUUUAAAGUUGAGUGGAUUCUGACUGGCUGUCAGUGUUUUUAUCAUUCAUCAGCUAGAAGAAAAAAAAAAUCAUUAUGAAAAUGAUUCCAGCGAUAUUGUUCCUCUGUGGCAUUAUUGUUAUAGCUGUGGUGUGGAAUUCUCUAUUCUCAUGGAAUUAGUAUGAUUAUUCAAACUUUACAGUUAUCAUUUAUACAGUAACCAGUAUAGUUAUCCUUGGUGCAAAUAGGCCUUUAUUGUUGUUGUUAUUUCAACUGAUAACUAGCUUCUGAAGUUGGUUUAUGCUAGGAAGUGAUGGCUUGUGAACCAUCAUAGCCUUGCUGUUUAAUAGCAAAACUUGGCAGGUGAGCUUCAUUGACCAGAAGUAUCUUUUUGUUGAAGCUGGUUGACCAACAAAGUUUAGCUAGUGAGGCUAGUUAUAAAAGCAAAUGGGGACAUCAGCACACUAGCAUCAUAACACACGCUCGUGACCAGCUCCAGUGAUCCUAAAAUGUAACACUUUUGGCCACAUUUAAAAAUGUGAAAGAAACUGUUUAACAAUAUAUCAGUUGUUUUAUGAACCUUGCAAAUUUCUGUAUUUAAUGUUUCACUUGGGACGUGUCCUUGUACCGUCUUUCUUUUAAAUAAGUUAUACUUGGUCUAGCAGUCAGCAGACUUGAUGUAAUAGAUUUCAGUGCAUAGAUUUAGGAUGGUUUAUUUAUAUAAAUGUAAAAUGAUGCUUAAUACUUAAACGUAUGAAGCCGAUGCGUUUCUAUUGUGUGUAUAAUAAUGAUGUACGAAAUCUAUUGAUGUGGAUGAUACAAACUCACUGUUAAGCCACAUUUUUUAUGUAAAUACUGUGUGUUUAUAUUGUACUCCAGCUUUUCUUUAGACACAUCCCUCAUACUUAACACACUGUCCUUCACUGAACUUACUUCUUUCUUUUGCUGGAUGUUCUUCACUUGGUUGUUUGUGUCAUUCUCUAUUUGUCACGCUCUUACCCGUUCACUACCCGUUUGCUUGAGGAUUAAAUCUCUUUCACCUAAGACAGUCUCCUGCACUUGUUUCUUAAUCUCAUUCCUUCUCUUUUGCCACUCGCUCAGUCUAAAAUUAGAGCAUUGCUCAUCUAAGCACAUCAAGUUGAAGUGGAUGAGAAAUAUUAUCCUAGAAUGUCAACUAUGCCCCCCCUCGACGUUCUCUCUCAAUGUUGAUCGCUCUUAGGUGUCUCUACGGGUUUGGGUGGAGCUGCUGUUUCGCUGUGUCUGCUGUCCCGUUCCUCCGCUCCCACCCGAGUGUUUGUGAAUGCAGUGCCAGUACAUUUGGGAAGUGAGGAAAGGUCUGAGUCUCAGUAAGGGACUAUAUGACAUCAUCCAUCCAGUCUAACUAGAGCCUCCAUUCUGCUGUGUGUAACAAUCUAGAUUUCCUCAAACCGCAGAAAUAAUGGGUGGAGAGCAUGUUCCAGGAGCAACCGUCUCAACAUGCCCUACAGUGUGCUUAUUACUGCCUCUUUUAAUUUGGUGAAUCUCUAUCAGGUCUGUAGCAUGAGAGCAUGUCGGUUGAUCUGAUGGGGGGAGUUAAGGGUGGGUGCGGAGUUGGGAAAUUGGAGCUGUAGGCUGACACUCAAGCCAGAGGUCUGCUUGUAUAUAUAGCCCUUUAAUAGUGCUUGUCAGACUAGCGAGCUGUUCUUUCACUUUUUAUGUGUACGAGAGCAUAGGGGGAAAACAGGAUAAAACAGGAUCUGCUGGCACAGGUUUAUUAAUUGUCGGUCGAUACUGAAAUGAAUGCAUGUUUGUGGGUGGGUACAAUGAAACCCUCUCUAGACAGUCCUCCAAUAGUGAGAAAGUGAUGGCCCGCCCAUCUGGAAAUUAGGAAAAAAUUUGGUCAAUAAUUGUCUACAAUAUUACAGAAAAUUAAAAAAAAGAAAUCUAAUAUGAUUCUGCGAAAUAUCUAGAUUACAUCUUAAGGUGCAGUUAAAAG